Molecule: messenger RNA, 2145 nt
Organism: Paraphaeosphaeria sporulosa
Lineage: Eukaryota; Fungi; Ascomycota; Dothideomycetes; Pleosporales; Didymosphaeriaceae
Exons: 4
Coding region: 1-2145 (714 amino acids)
Biological process (GO): urea transmembrane transport
Cellular component (GO): plasma membrane
Molecular function (GO): urea transmembrane transporter activity
Source: RefSeq, a predicted model, not a curated record
AUGUCGUCUCUCCAGCUCGGCGUCAGUGGCAUAGCACUCGUCCCCCAGUCCACCGGAUAUGCCUUACUCAUCGGCCUCGGAGUUGCUUUCUGCGGCGUUAUUCUCGUGGCACUUCAGAUCCAAAAGGCCUAUCUCUCUGAGGACUCGGGUACAUCAGAGAUGUUCAUGGUGGCGAAUCGGAGCGUAGGGACAGGUUUGACGGCGUCAGCGGUGUUUUCGUCUUGGAUGUGGAUCAACGAGACAGUGUUUGCAGCAGCUAUGUGUUACCGCUUUGGUAUUGCGGUGCCUUUGUGGUGGGCUACCGGGUUAUGCUUCCAGAUCGCACUCAUGGCUGCAUUGGGCGUGCUCGCCAAAAUCAGAGUGCCUUACGCGCACACGUCUUUGGAGAUCAUUCGGAUGAGAUAUGGAAAGAUCGGUCAUGUUGUGUUCAUUAUCCUCAACAUAACGAAUAACGUCUUUGGAUGCGCGUCCAUGAUCUUGACCGGAUCACAGCUUGUCUACGGCAUCUCGGGGAUUCACUUCGCGGCCGCCACUGUGCUGAUUCCGCUAGGAGUUGUGCUGUAUACUGCAGUGGGCGGACUCAAGGCCACAUUCCUGACGGACUACCUUCACACGGCAAUUGCUCUGCUGCUAAUCAUCUACUUCACCCUUGAAGUCUUGACCAACGAAGCAGUAGGCGGACUCGGAGGUCUUUAUGACAAAGUCAUGGCAAAUGCAUCCGCGAACUUCAUCGAAGGCAACUUCGAAGGAUCAGUGCUCACGUUCAAGUCCAAGCAAGCCAUCAUCUGGGCCCUAAUCCUCAAGUUUGGCAACCUCGCGCUCGUCGUCAUGGACACCGCCUUCUGGCAGAAGUCAUUCGCAACCGAAGUCAACGCAACAGUCCCCGGUUAUAACCUUGCCGCGCUCGCCAUCUUUGGCGUGCCCUGGGGCCUAGGUACCGUGUUCGGGUUGACCGCGCGCGCCCUCCACAACACCCCCAUCUGGCCCACGUACCCCUCUCCGCUUACCCAAGCCCAAGUCAACGCCGGCCUCGUGAUGCCGUACACCGUCAAAGCGCUCAUCGGCGCCCCCGGCAUCGCCGCCUUCUUCGUCCUCCUCUUCAUGGCCCUCACCAGCACCGUCUCCUCCUCCAUGAUCGCCGUCAGCAGCAUCCUCUCCUUCGACGUUUACAAGACCUAUCUCAACCCGCGGGCGUCGGACAAGACCCUCGUGCACGUGAGCCACCUCACCGUCAUCUUCCACGGCGUCUUUAUCACGGGCGUCGCCCUCGCGCUCAACUACGGCGGUGCAAAUAUGACCUGGAUCGGGUACUUCCGCCCCAUACUUUCCUGCCCGGGGAUCAUCCCGUUGGCUCUCACGCUUCUCUGGGACCGCCAAACCUGCCUUGCUGCCAUCUUAUCCCCCAUCCUGGGCUUCUUCACCGGGCUGGCCAUAUGGCUUGGCACCUCGAAAGCUUUGUACGGCGAGAUCAGCAUGGCGAGCACGGGCAUGGGUCUGCCGGCGCUGUACGGCGCGACAGCAUCCUUCUUCUCGCCCGCACUGUACUCUGUGCUGCUUAGCUCGUACAAGCCGUCCGUCUUCGACUGGGCCGUGUUCCUGCGCAUCGAGCUUGCGGAGGAGACGCAGUUGGCGCGGAGUAGCGGUGCGCUGCCCGCCAGCGAUGCCACAAGCGCGGCAGACGAGGACGACGAGAAGGCGACGCAGCCGCACACCGAAAAGGCAGUCGCAGGGCCGGAUAUCUCGAUCCUCGCGCCCAACCCAGAGCACUCGCCUACCGUCCAGAAGAACAACGCUGCCAUCUUCGCUUCUCCUUCUCCCCCUUCGUCCUCCCUCUCCCUCACGCACCCAACACACCCCUUCCCUCCGGCCACCCUGCGCAAGCUGCACUGGUGGCACCGCGUCGCAUGGGCCUGGUUCGGCGUCAUCGUUCUCGUAACCUUCGUCGCGUGGCCGCUCCCGCUGUACCGGGACUACAUCUUCACGCGGAGUUUCUUCGCUGGGUGGGUAGGCGUUGCGAUAGCGUGGCAGUUUUUUGCGUUUGCGGCUGUGGUCGUGUAUCCGGUGUAUGACGGGUGGAGCGAGAUUGCGAAGGGGGCGAGGGGGGUGUGGGGGGCCGUGAAGGGGUGGGUGGGUAGCAGGGGCUGA